AUGCAUUAUCUUAAACACAUACACGCUACAUGGACACAGAGUCUAGGGUUGGAUCUUGCAUAUCAGUGUGGCGAUGAUGAGGUGUUGGCUUGGAUUAGUAAUGUGAAGGUUGGCAGUCCAGCAUCAUGUGGCAAUCACAUCAAGGCCAGUUGCGCAUUUGCUGUCUUUAACUCAGACCAGGCAGGAGGAGGUGCGCUUGGAGUUGCAUCUCUAAAAAGGGCAGAGAAGCAGGAAAUCUCCCAUUUACAGUGUCAUGCUGCCUUGGUGACAGACUUUGACUUCUCCCCUUUUGAUGACUUUCUCCUGGCUACGUCAUCAUCUGAUGAAACUGUGAAGGUGUGGCGACUGUCUGAAGCAGGUGACCACUUGCCUUCUUCUCCUGGAGUGACCUUUUGCCCUGGCGGGGGACAAGUCGAGACUCUUCUUUUCCACCCGUCUUCUGAUGGGGUUCUGGCUGCUGCUGUCAACAAGUCUGCCAGCAUCUGGGAUGUGGCUCAGUCGCACCUCCUUGCAGAUCUUGACGAUCAUGACGAUCAAAUUCAGUGCCUCGCAUGGAAAAGAGACGGUUCCCUCUUGGCCACAUCAUGUAAGGACAAGAAACUUCGUCUGUUUGACCCUCGGGCACAGCUGACAGCAGUGCAGAAUGCCCAGAGCCACCAGAACAACAAGGACUCAAGGGUGGUCUGGAUUGGAGAUUCAGACAAUGUCCUGUCCACUGGGUUCAAUCGGAUGCGUGAGAGAGAGGUGAAGGUCUGGGAUACCCGAAAAAUGGGCUCCUCUCUUGGCAGCGUGUCACUCGAUUCAUCUGCUGGGACUCUAAUCCCGCUCUUUGACAACGAUUCAAACCUCCUGGUUCUCGCUGGCAAGGGAGACAGCGUCCUGCACUGCUUUGAGGUCACCGCCGUCCAGCCCUUCCUGUCACAAGUGAACCAGUGUCUGACAGAGAGUGCCACUCGAGGGGCAGCCAUGCUGCCCAAGCUGGCUUUGGAUGUCAUGUCCUGUGAGGUGGUGCGAGUCCUCCAGCUAACAGACGGCUUUGUAGUGCCCAUCAGCUACAGUGUGCCACGCAAGUCUGGCCAGGAGUUCCAUGCUGACUUGUACCCAGACACUCCUGGGCACAUCCCAUCCAUGCGUGUGGAGGACUGGUGGACCGGAGAAAACAAGCAGAUAGAAAGAGUCAGUCUUGAUCCAGCAAAGGGUCGCAUCAAGAGCUUUACAUCCUCAGUGAUACCCACUCAAGAGACCAGAAGCUCUCAUCCUGAGACAAGAAGCCACUUGAUGAAGAUGGAGCCUGCAGAGGACAAGGAAAGAGAGAAGAUCUCAAGUGGCCGCUCCUCAUCCAGCAGCUCCUUGACAAGCCCCACGACCCCAUCCAGCCUGGUGCAGUCAGCUUCAACCACCAGUGGACUGUCUAGUGGAUUUGUUACAAGCCCCAGCCAGCGCUCAUUUCAGAGCAUCUUGGGUUCAAGCUCCAAAUUCCGUCACAACCAGGGCCUUGUUCUUCAUCGUGACUCCCAUAUUACAAACCUGAAGGGACUGAAUCUUACCACGCCUGGGGAGUGUGAUGGACUGUGUGUCAACCGGGAGCGGGUUGCAGUGCCCCUGGCCGGUUCAGGCGGCCAGAUUGCCAUUCUUGAGCUUUCUAAGCCUGGACGACUUCCAGACACCGCGAUUCCCACAAUCCAGAACGGGGUAGCAGUGGCCGAUUUCUCCUGGGACCCUUUCAAUGCUCAUCGCCUGGCUGUAGCUGGGGAAGACGCCAAAAUCCGAGUGUGGAUCGUUCCAAAAGGAGGCCUGACGGAAACCAUCUCUGAGGCAUCGUGUGUCCUUCAAGGACACACUGAGAAGAUUUACUCCAUCAAAUUUCAUCCGCUUGCUGAUGGUAUUCUGGCGUCCUCUUCAUAUGACCUGACGGUGCGCAUCUGGGACAUUGGAACUGGCAGAGAGGUUAAACUUCUUCGAGGGCACAAGGAGCAGAUCUUCAGCCUGGCUUGGAGUCCUGAUGGUCAACACCUCGCCACAGUCAGCAAGGAUGGCAAAGUGAGGAUAUUCGACCCGCGCAAGUCAGUGGAGGCCAUUGAGGAAGGCCCUGGUCCUGUAGGUCCUCGAGGGGCCCGAGUGGUGUGGGUUUGUGCAGCCAAAUAUCUACUGGUGUCGGGCUUUGACAGUCGGAGUGAAAGGCAAAUCUCCCUGUACCAGGUUGGCACUUUGUCAUCUGGACCGCUGGUGGCCCUCAGUAUCGACGCCUCUCCCUCCACGCUGAUUCCCUUCUACGAUGAAGAUACCAGUGUCGUCUUUCUAACUGGAAAGGGAGACACCAGGACGUACGUAUAUGAGGUCAUCGUGGAGGCUCCUUAUUUCUUGGAAUGCAGCAGCUUCAGCUCAAGUGAUCCCCAUAAGGGUUUUGCGUUCCUGCCAAAGAUUGAAUGCAAUGUACAAGAAGUGGAGUUUGCUAAAGCUCUGCGCCUGAGUCAGAACUCCAUUGAGCCUGUGGUCUUCAAAGUACCCCGGGUUAAGAAAGAGUUCUUUCAGGAUGACAUUUUCCCCGAGACGUCUGUAUGGUGGCAGGCCUGCCUCUCUGGCUCCGCAUGGCUGGCUGGCUCCAAUGGAGAGCACCGUAAAAUGAGCCUGCAGCCUAAAAACAUGACUCCAGUGAGUCAAGCUCCGAAAGAGAUCCCCGUGAGGAAGUACGCGCCCUCCUCUGUAUACCUGGAAGAGAAGUCCGAUGAGCAGAAGAAAGAGGAGCUUCUGAGUGCAAUGGUGGGUAAGCUGGGCAACCGGGAUGACCCUUUGCCGCAGGACUCCUUUGAAGGUGUGGAUGACGAUGAAUGGGAUGACUAGCAGUGACGUCAGUGCAGCCACAACCAUCUCAUCUCAUGUCCUCCUCCUCCUCCUCCUCCUCCUCUUUCUCAUCCCCAUAUGAGUCAGACGGCCUGCUGACGUGGAUCAGACCAGCUUGUGUGCUCCACUGCUGCUUCUUGACCCUUCUGUAUUGCUGGCUAACAAAAAAUAUAACUGGAAAAAAAAAGGGAAUAAAUCUGCCAUGUUGGGAAAACUGGAAUCUUGGAUGCUGCCAAUUUUAUAUUCCAUUUUAGGAUGUGCUCUCUAGUGACCGGCCUGAGAAACUGGUUCUGAGCCCACAGUCUUUGACCCUGAGCAGACCUCCUGACCA
Molecule: messenger RNA, 3172 nt
Organism: Polypterus senegalus (gray bichir)
Lineage: Eukaryota; Metazoa; Chordata; Cladistia; Polypteriformes; Polypteridae
Gene: coro7
Product: coronin 7
Exons: 28
Coding region: 1-2841 (946 amino acids)
Molecular function (GO): protein binding
Source: RefSeq, a predicted model, not a curated record